AUGGGCUGGAAAAACGCUUAUCCUCACCUCACGACUCAUGACAACCUGGCCACUCUGAGCGUUCUCCCAUUCGGCCCACCUCAGCCCGUCCAACUCCGGCACUUGGCAGCCCCACUUUCGCAGCCCUUGGGCCCGGCCCUCUUUGCUGUAUCGUCGAAACGGGCGUCCGUCCAAAUGGCUUGUCAUCACAGUCUUGCCCAACUUGACAUGCGUCAAUCUAUGGCCAGGCCAUUACACAGUCGUUGCCCACUUUUGCAAAUACCCCUCGUGCCAUUAGAGCAAGAAGGAAUCGGCUGUCUCUGCAGGUGA
Molecule: messenger RNA, 309 nt
Organism: Protopolystoma xenopodis
Lineage: Eukaryota; Metazoa; Platyhelminthes; Monogenea; Polystomatidea; Polystomatidae
Source: the annotation of a GenBank genome assembly